This is a messenger RNA of Hemiscyllium ocellatum (epaulette shark), 6258 nucleotides long. Its product is annotated as NFX1-type zinc finger-containing protein 1-like. The record is from RefSeq and is a predicted model, not a curated record. NCBI's taxonomy places the organism in Eukaryota, Metazoa, Chordata, Chondrichthyes, Orectolobiformes, Hemiscylliidae. Gene Ontology annotation, molecular function: helicase activity. The transcript has 14 exons. The coding region runs from base 151 to 5709 and encodes 1852 amino acids. Gene Ontology annotation, cellular component: nuclear RNA-directed RNA polymerase complex. Gene Ontology annotation, biological process: regulatory ncRNA-mediated heterochromatin formation.
AUGAGAGUUUGACCAACUCAAAAAUAUUCCCGACAGCCUGCGAUUCCAGAUUUUGGAUUUCCGGAUUUUGGAUUUUCAGAGGGGAGCAGCUUCUGCUGUGUGACUCAAUGUCACGUUUCGUUCGAUGACACUUGUGUUAAGCACCUCUCGAUGUUUAACUUUGUGAAAGGUAAACCUUCGGCAGUUCCCAACAUGGAGAGGAAACGACAGAGAAUCGACGUCUGUCACAAUGGCUUUGGGCAACCACUGAGUAAAAUGGCUCGGGAAUCUCCGAGAGGGAACCCAGCUCCGCUCCGAGGUGGAUACCUCAGGGAUGGUGCGCUGGAUUACCGCUCGUUCUUCAGUGACCUGGCGGACAGCGAGAGGCAGAUGACUGUGGUCUCCUUCCUCCUGAGACACGGGGAGACGUUGGCGGAGGUGCUGGACGGGAUGGAGCUGGGGGACCAGGAAGUCCGGUUGGUGGUGAGGACCCUGACGAUAGCUGCGGAGAUGGCCAGCAGCCAGGAGGAAACCCGCUCCGUCCUGCAUCCCGCUGUCCGCUCUGCGUUCCUGCUGAAGAGCUUGCUCCAGUCCAUCGCUUGGCUGGAUGGCUGUGGUGGGGAGGAGGUGGACCACCUGCUCUGCUUCCUCCGGCACCUCAGCCUGACCUUUCCUGAGAGUAUCCGGAGUCGGAUCUCAGUGCCGGCCGACCUGCUCCGUUCCCGGCUCCAGCGCCUCCAGGGCCCGGGCUCCGAGCUCUCCUGGCCCAGGAAGAAGCAGCUACAGGACCUGGAGCGCUUGGUCAACGAUGCCUUCCCAGGAGGGGACACCGAAGGGCAAGGCCUCUUCAGCCAGCAGGAACAGCCCGGAGAUUUCCAUCAGCUGUCCGUCUUCCCCAGCUCCCGAGAUGUGGCGGGUGCCGGGGUACCCUCUCCGCUAUCUCCCAACAAAGUGGAGGGGCCCUACCUGAGCGCCCAGGCCUACCUGGACAAUCAGUUCCGCCUCCUGCAGGAAGACUUUGUCAAGCCGCUGAGGGAAGACCUGGCGGCCUACCUGGCCCCGAGAAGCCGGUUCCUACAGCCCUCUCCCGGCCUCCGGGUGUACAGCAACGUCCAGAUCCUGCACCCAGUCUGCAUGUGGGAAGGAGUCACGUACAAGGCCCGCUUCGAGCAGCCCCGUCGUGCGGGCCGGCCAGCUCCCAAGCGGCUGCAGAAGGGCUCCCUGGUUUGCCUGCUGGCCCCUGAUUGCCGGGAGAUCUUUUUCGCUUCGGUUGCCAAGUCCGACGCCAAGUGCCUGGGCCAGGGGCUGCUCUACCUCCGGUUCUCCAUCAGCCACGCUGAGUUGGCCAAGGUGGUCUACGGGCACCGCUUCACCAUGGUGGAGUCGCGGGCGUUCUUCGAAGCUUACCGCCACGUGCUGCUCACGCUGCAGGCCAUCGAUGGCAGCCAGCUGCCUUUCCAGAGGUACAUCGUCAAGUGUAAACCCUCGGUCCGCCCACCUGCCUACCUCCGGCAACGCGGCCUCACCCUCGAUCUGCUGCCCCUGCUCAGAAACCUCCAGGCUGGGCUCGACGCUGAGAUGGAGAGUGAAGUGGAAGGGGAGACCUCUCCAUUGAUGGAGCCAAGAUUGGAACUAGGCCGUACCGCAGAGGGAGACCCCAGUCUGAGAGUGGAACAGGAGCUGGAGACCGAGGAUUCCAUUGAUCUGUCUGAGGAGACUGGUAGCCCAGAGGAUCCCGCAAUGGAGGACGCAGAACAGGAGCUGAGCCCACCGGAGGAGAGUGACAGAAAGAUGGAGGAGGAGGAGGACCACCGUCCAAUGGCAGAGGGAAGCUCUGGUCCUGCUGAACAGUUUAUCAGCAUCAGAUGCCAGGAGUUUCAGACAGUGGAGGAGAGGCCUGACCCAGUGCUGGGGAAAGGCACCUUCACAGAAAGGGGCAGCAGCUCAGCACUGGAGCAACACAGCGGCACCCCAACCAGGCGAGGUGGGAGCCUGACCAGGCCUGGCAAUACCAUAACUGGGCGAGGUGACAACUUCACAAAGAAGCACACCUACGAAGUCGAUCCGUUCCAGCAAGAUUUCCGGUCCCUGCGAUGGCUGAAGCAUUUUGACAGGUCUCAGCUGAAGGCUCUUCAGAAGGCUCUGAAGCGGGAGUUUGCCCUGAUCCAGGGUCCUCCUGGGACAGGGAAGACCUUCCUGGGGUUAAAGCUGGUGGAGUUGCUGCUGCAUAAUCGGAAGCUUUGGCAGAAGACAGUGGGGAGCCCAAGCCCCAUUCUGAUUGUCUGCAGCACCAAGCACAUAUUGGAGCAGUUCGUGGAAGGGAUGCUGGAGUUUAAAUCCACAGGGAUUGUGCGCAUCGGAGGACUCUGCAAAAACAAGAAGCUUCAAAUGUUUUCCCUGGAAGCCAUUCGGAAGACCACACUGCAAAGGAUCCUGACUCCAACACAAAGGCGCAGAUUCAAAGAGCUCAAAGAGAAAAUUGAAUCCAUCAAGGAAGAUAUCUUCUACUGCUCCAAGGUUCUGAAAUUGCUGCCACUGGGAAUUCUGCACGAGAAAGAGCUGGAACCAGAAAUAAGGAGAGACCUGGAAGAGGCCCCACUGGAGGAGUUGUUCAUCUUGAAGUGGUUGAAUAUUCCCCCUUGCCUCUGGUCAAAGAAUGGGACUGAAAGGAGGAUAUAUCACAGGGGGCUAGAGACAGAACCCAUCAGAUAUUUCUGCCCCUGUCCGAAAGCGACAUCCCCUUCAACUGAGUUUAACUCCAGAAACAGAUUACAUGAGGUGGAUGAUGCAGAGAUGGAAUGGGAUCUGGAUGGGAGUGACUCCCCUGACCCACCGUGUAGCGCUGACCAGUGGGCAGGAGAGAAGUUUGCAUACACUCCCGGUGUUGACAUAAGUGAUCCAGAUGCAAGAGCAAUUCAGAAAAAUUUGGGAUAUCAAAGCAUCAUGGAGGAGGAGGAAGUUUGGAACAUCAAGGAUGUCUGGGAACUAGAUCUUAAUGAUCGGUGGCGUUUAUACAGGAAAUGGAGAAAGGCCUACCAGGAGAAGCUCCAAGCCUCCAUCAAUAAACAUGUCAACUUGUACGAAGAGAAGACACAGGAACUGUCUGAGCUGAUGGUGGAGGAGGAUGCAAUGCUGCUGAAAACUGCUGAUGUGAUUUCCAUGACAACCACAGGAGCUGCCAAGUACCGGGCCCUGCUGCAGAAGGUUGAGCCCCGGAUUGUCCUGGUUGAAGGCGCGGCUGAGGUGUUGGAGGCUCAUGUGGUGACCGCGCUGACUCCAUCUUGUCAACACCUCAUCAUGAUCGGUGACCACAAGCAGCUCAGGCCGAAGUUAACAGAUCACACUGUGGCCUCUCAGUACCACCUGGACGUGUCACUGUUUGAGCGAAUGAUCAAAAACAAGAUUCCGUACGUGAGGCUGAGUCAGCAGCAUCGAAUGAGACCUGAAAUCUCCCAGUUACUGGUCCCAACUUUCUACCCCAAACUCGAAGACCACAGCUCGGUGUUAGUCUAUGAAGAUAUCAAGGGCCUGAUGACAAAUAUCUUCUUCGUUGAGCACCAGGUGGACGAGGACGAGAGCACCCAGGCCGGAGGCUACAGCAAUGAACAUGAGGCGCAGUUCCUGGUCGGGCUGUGCCAUUACCUGCUGCAGCAGGGGUAUGGGGAGGAGCAGCUGACGAUCCUGACCCCUUACACUGCCCAGAUGUGGAGGAUCCGCAAUCUGGUCCGAGACCACGACAUGGCCUCCGUCUCUGUCAAGGCCAUCGAUGACUUCCAGGGUGGAGAGAGCGACAUUGUCCUCCUGUCGCUGGUGCGCAGUAACUGGGAGGAGGGUGCUGAUCUCCCGGGGGACAAGAACCACCUGUGCGUGGCCCUCUCCAGAGCCAGGAUGGGCUUCUACUGCACGGGCCACUUCCAGAGGCUGCAGCAGGGCCCUGACAGAAAGCUCUGGGAGUCGCUCCUGCAGCCGCUGAAGGACAAGGCCCUGGCUGGGAAAGGUCUGCCCGCUCCCUGCCCCAACCACCCAGAGCGACGCGUCAUCGUGGAGACCCCGGAGGGUUUCUGGCGCUUCCCUGGCUGGACGUGCAGUGGUCCCUGCGGUGCCCGCCUGGACUGUGGCCAUUACUGCCGCCGGCGCUGCCACUCUCACCGGCCGGGCCAGCGGGGGAGCCGCUGUAAGGAGCUCUGCGUCCGAGUGCUCUGCCAGAGCGGGCACCGCUGCCCCAAGCGCUGCUGGGAGCAGUGCGGGCCCUGCCAGGAAAUGGUGGAGAAGGUGGUGCCAGGGUGUGGGCACACGCAGCGGGUCGAGUGCGGGGUCCCCGCAGCGCCCUGCCAGCAGCCCUGCGCCAGGCUCUUGGAGUGCGGGCACCAAUGCCAGCAGCGCUGCAGCGAGGACUGCAGCAAGCAGCUGUGCCCGGCAAAGUGCACGGAGACCCUGCAGUGCGGGCACCCCUGCGCGGGCACCUGCGCCGAAUGCCUGCAGGGCAGGCUGCACCGAGGCUGCAGGAGGAAGUGUGGCCGGCUGCUCCUCUGCGGGCACCUGUGCAAGGCCCCCUGCGCCGAGAGCUGCCCGCCCUGCCCCCUGCCGUGCGAUAACAGGUGCUGGCACAGUGUGUGCCCGGGGAGGUGCGGAGAGAUCUGCGAGCCCUGCCAGCAGCCUUGCCCCUGGAGGUGCCCCCACCACCGGUGCGGCCGGCGCUGCUCCGAGGAGUGCGACCGCCCCCGGUGCAGCCUGCCUUGCGAGCGCCCGCUCCCCUGCGGGCAUCCCUGCGUAGGCCUGUGCGGGGAGCCCUGCCCCUCCCUGUGCCGUACCUGCCACCGGGAGCAGCUGGGGGGCGAGCCCGGUGCCCGCUUUGUGCUGCUGGAGGACUGCGGCCACGUCCUGGAGGUGGGCGCCCUGGACCGCCUGAUGGACGAGGGCCCCAGGCCUCUCCGUCUCGAGGCCUGCCCCAAGUGCGGGACCCCCAUCCGCUGGAACGGACGCUACGCCAACGCCAUCAAGAGGAGGUGGCGCGGCAUCAACCGGGUGAAGAGCAUCGUCCUGGGCGCUGCGGAGGAAGUGGAGGAGAUGAAGAAGCAGCUGAGGGAUGGCAUCAUCGCGGCCUCCGUUAACCAGCAGUACAAGGAGCAGCGGUACAGCAUUCGCAAGAAGGUGGAGGCCUCACAGUCACUGCCAGGGCUGCAGGCCCUGGGCAGAUCUCUCUGCAUCUUCCAGUUCCUGGACACUGUCCGGAAGCAGGUGAGAGCGUGUCCCCUGCAUGAGCAGCUCCAGCUGGACAUCCUGCUGACCAGAGUGGACUGCUGGCUCGAUACCAAGGUGGCACCUUUCACCUGGCAGCAGCUGAAUGAAUGUCGGAGCGAGAUCGCCAGGAUCUCCUGCCUGGCCGUGCUGAAGAGGCUGCAGCAUCACUGGGAGACUGAGGGAGGUGCCGAGGGGAGGGCACAGCCACUGGCGGAGACUGUUGCCCCCCUCCUCAGGGACUUGAUUGGGAAACUGACGGAGGCGACAGAGCAGCGCGUGAGAGGGGCCGUGGAGGAGCUGACACAGAGCUCCCCCUGUCCGGGGGAACUGUGGUUCUCCGGGUUUGAGCGGCUCAUGGCCCCCGAGGAUGUGGUGAAGCAAGACUGGUAUCAGUGCCCAAAAGGCCACCUGUACGCCGUGGAAGAGUGUGGGCAGCCAGGGGACCGCGAGGAGUGUCUGGAGUGUGUGCUGGUGAUGGGUGGAGAGUGAACCCCUCUAAGACAGCAAUGACCCCCCCCCACCCCUCCCCCAGUUGCUGAAGGGGCUGGCGGUGCCAGUGCUGACCCUCCGUGGGGUCAGAGUCGGGGCAGUAGUCCGGGCUGACCUACCCCAGUGCAGUACCGAGGGAAUGCUGCCCUGUUGGAGGUGCCACCUUUUCAUAGGAGACAUAAUUCCAUCAGCACUUUCAGCUGAAUGCUAAAGAUUCCACAUCCACCACUUUGGCGAAGAUCUGGAAUGUUCUUAAAUACAUCUCGACAACUACUCAUCUCUUCACUAACCUGGCUGCAUCAUCUCCUUUAUUUUGAGUUAUUUUUGAGUUGUGGACAUCAUCAGCACCCAUCCCUAGUUCCCCACCAGAAGGGUGGGUCACCUUUCUCUAGUUGCUAUCGUUUAUGUAGAGUCAGUGCUCAUUUUCCCAACUCCCUGUCCAACAGCAGUGUGAAAGAAGCUGGCUGUUCACACGAGGAAUAUUGGAAGUUACAGCUGGGUGGAGAAUGCAGGACCGAUUCUACCUUCAACUGGCCUUUAAUAAACAGA